Molecule: messenger RNA, 220 nt
Organism: Racocetra fulgida
Lineage: Eukaryota; Fungi; Glomeromycota; Glomeromycetes; Diversisporales; Gigasporaceae
Source: the annotation of a GenBank genome assembly
AUGUCAAAUAUUCCUGUACCAAGUACUUCGAAAAGAACUUCAGGCGAUAUGGUUAACCGAAUUAGUAAAAAGACUAAAUCAGAAAUCAAUCGUGCUAAAAAUAAAUUAGAAAUCGUAAAAGAUACUAGUGAAGAUAGUCAUAAUAACAGUAAUGAAGAAACUGAGAAAGUACCAAUUAUGGUUUGUCAAUAUAAAGAUACACCAACCUCUCCUCCUUGUG